Vanrija pseudolonga is the source of this 1377-nucleotide messenger RNA. RefSeq lists its product as uncharacterized. NCBI's taxonomy places the organism in Eukaryota, Fungi, Basidiomycota, Tremellomycetes, Trichosporonales, Trichosporonaceae. The record is from RefSeq and is a predicted model, not a curated record. The coding region runs from base 113 to 1324 and encodes 403 amino acids. The transcript is spliced from 6 exons.
CGACGACGACGACAACGACGGCGAAUCCACCACCACCGCACCACCGACAAUCACGAGAGAGACGCGCACACCCACAUACGCCCAGGCCACCAUCCCCCCCGCCCCUUCCACAAUGCCAUCAACAAUCGACUUUUCCCUCUCGUCCAAGUCGGCCAACAUGAAGCGCAAGCAAUCAUCACCACUGACCAGCGCGCAGUCGCUCCUCGCGGCGCUCGGCAAGCCCGGGCAACGGGGUUACAACGCGCCGCCUAGCAGCUAUGCGGCCCCAGCAGCGAGCUACACGCCGAGCAUUGCCUCGAGCGACGAGUCGCACGAGACGUCCAACUUUUACCCCGACAGCAGCACGCGCGGCGCGCGCUCGGUGAGCAACAGCACGACGACGACCGCCGCAAGCAUCUACGGCCGGGCAGCGAGCGUCGGCGCGCCAGUCGCCAUCAGACGCCCAGACGACGUGUACCGCCUCGUGCGCGAGCGUCUCGCCGCCUGGUCGUAUCUGAUGCAGUGGUACAACGGCGACUCGCCGUGGCUCAACACUGUCCACGUCUCGCGCACGGCGCUCGAGGCGACCCUCGGACCAAAGGUCCUCGACAUGCGCGCGCGCCAGGAGUACGCGCUCGGCUUAUCCCUCGCCGCGCUGUUUGACAUCACGGGCGCGACCGACUAUUUGCGCGCCGUGUCCAAGCUGCUCGAUGAGUGGGAGCAGUGGGCUGAGACCGCCGCGAGUAAAGGAGUGGUUGUGGGGCCUAUCAGAAACUUCUUCCGCCCACAACGCGCAAAGCCCCGCCCGAGUGUCGCGACCAACACUGCGACGGCAGAGGUGACGUUAGCGCCAGUCGACGCGCAGUCCGAGUCUUUCCUCGUGCUCGCGGUCAUGCCCUUCACGCCCGACUACUUCCAGGUACACGCGUCGACGUGCUCGAUCAUCCGCGACGUGUACAAGAAGGUGCUCGGCAUGCUUCUCCCGCCGUCGCGCGGGCAGCGCCCGGCCGACCCAGGCGCCGGCACGCUCCUGCACCCGUCGACGCUGAUCCUGGGCACUGCGCUCGACGGGAGCCAGGUCGAGGUCGCGAGCGACGCGGCCAUCGUUGGCGGCGAGCUGCCCCACGACCGCACGCUCACGGGAGAGGGGCAGAAGCUUGCCCCGUCCGUCGUCGAUCUGCUGGUCAAGGUCGACGCGCGCCUCAAAAAGCACUACGCCGCGCUGGUGCGCGACGGCGACGUGCUCGCGCGCAAGGUGCUCGACGAGGAGAUGGAGCGCCUCACGGCGUCGCUCACGGGCGGCACGAGCUUGAGAUACACGGUCGCGGCUGUCGAGGCAAAGUAGGGGACGAUAGUGGACGAGACGAGGGGCGGGAUACGACUAAUCGACAGUACUAG